AGGGAGGAGCGAGGGGAGCGCGGGCCGCAGCCGCCCCCGCCCCGCGCCUCCCGCGCCUCCCGCGCGCAACAGUUCCCCCAAAGUUGCCGCCGGAGGGGCGCGCAGCCGGCGGGGGACGCGGCCUUAGCUCGGCACGCGUAACCCCGGGCGGGCGGCGGGAUGGGCACUCGGCAGACCAAGGGCAGCCUGGCGGAGAGAGCCAGCCCGGGCGCGGCGCCCGGCCCCCGCCGCGAACGACCCGACUUCUGGGCGUCGCUGCUACUGCGCGCCGGGGACAAGGCGGGGCGCGCGGGCGCUGGGCUACCCCCCUACCACCGGCGCGUCGGCAUGGUCCAGGAGCUGCUGCGGAUGGUGCGCCAGGGCCGGCGGGAGGAGGCGGGGACGCUGCUGCAGCACCUGCGCCAGGACCUGGGCAUGGAGUCAACCUCCUUGGAUGAUGUGCUGUACCGAUACGCCAGCUUCCGGAACUUGGUGGACCCCAUCACACAUGACCUCAUCAUCAGCCUGGCACGAUACAUCCACUGCCCCAAGCCGGAGGGUGACGCGCUGGGUGCCAUGGAGAAGCUGUGCCGGCAGCUGACCUACCACCUUAGCCCUCAUUCACAGUGGAGGAGGCAUCGAGGGCUGGUGAAGAGGAAGCCACAGGCCUGUCUCAAGGCUCUCCUAGCUGGGAAUCCUCCAGACAACAUGGUGGAUCUGUCAGGCAUCCCACUGACCUCACGUGACCUGGAGAGGGUGACCAGCUAUCUUCAGCGCUGUGGAGAGCAAGUGGACAGUGUGGAGCUGGGCUUCACAGGCCUCACAGACGACAUGGUUCUGCAGCUACUACCAGCACUCAGUACCCUGCCCCGCCUCACCACACUAGCCCUCAAUGGCAACCGAUUGACCAGGGCUCUGCUGAGGGACCUCACGGACACCCUGAAGGACCCCAGCAAGUUCCCCAAUGUCACAUGGAUUGACCUGGGCAACAACGUGGACAUCUUCUCUUUACCCCAGCCCUUCCUGCUCAGCCUUCGUAAGCGCUCUCCGAAACAGGGCCACCUACCCACCAUCCUGGAGCUGGGUGAGGGGCCAGGUACCGGGGAAGAGGCCAGGGAAGACACAAGCCAGCAGGACCCAGGGGAAAGCCCUGUGACACCUACCAGAGACCAUGAGAGCAGGGAGAUUAUAUCCCAGACAUGACCUGCAAGUAGGGAGAACUUGAGAGGAUGGCUAAGGCAGGUUAGGAGCUCUUCUCAUCAGAAAAUCUGAACCCCACCCAAAGACCAGGAUAAGAUCAAAGCAGUAACCUUUUGUUCCCAACUCCCAGUGCCUGCCACGAGGAAGGUAUCUCUUGCUCUACGGAUGUCUCCACUCAGCUGGCUCUCCACUUGUGUAGCUGGACAAAGCACUGUUCCACUAGUGCUGUGUGUGAGACCACUCCUCCCGUACAGGAAGAGGAACUUUAUAUUAAAGACCCUUGGAGCACCCAAUUCAAAGGGGCCUUUUUUAAAGGCCAUGGGUAGUUCAGAGCAUUAAGUAUGGAAAAUCAAAUUGAAGCUGCAGACCUUUCUUGGCUAGGGGUCUUACUGUGAAGGGCAGUACCAUGCCUACUUCCUUUACCCCACAACCAACACAACUUUUCUAGCAGCUUUAGGCCCUGCUCCCAGUAUUAAGUCACAGGAAUGGCUUUUCAAGCACUUAAUACCAUGAGAAGGCCCCAGGACUAGUUAGAACUGAGGCUUCUAUACCUUAUUUUUCCAAUAAUGCUCCCAAAGGAAGCCAGGAACUAUUCUGAAUUAGAUGGAGCAAAAAUCCAUAUUCAGGGAAGCAAAGCCUUACAGGACAACUGAGAAAACUAGCUUAUAGGAUCUGGGGCGAGAUUGGAGCCUUCCUUACAUGGUACAGCCAAAGGAUAGGAAUCCAGUGUGGGUGCCUUAAAGGCUUUGGAGUCUUUGCCCAAGUCUUCGGUUGUGAAAACAGCUUAGACUGACCUGAAGUUUACAGUACUAAGCUGGACUGUUUAACACCUGACACUUUUAAAAUACAUAUUUUUAAGAACCAA
Molecule: messenger RNA, 2044 nt
Organism: Mesocricetus auratus (golden hamster)
Lineage: Eukaryota; Metazoa; Chordata; Mammalia; Rodentia; Cricetidae
Gene: Lrrc75a
Product: leucine rich repeat containing 75A
Exons: 4
Coding region: 160-1182 (340 amino acids)
Source: RefSeq, a predicted model, not a curated record